UAGUGAUAUUUCCUAUGUGGUAGCACCAUCUAAUGAGAGAAACUGUAGUCAACUGAUUUUAGAGGGAAAGGGGUUGGAACUUUCGUUAUCAUGUGAUACGUCCUCUGAUUUAGUUCCCCUAUCCUUGUCAUUUGAUGGGCUGAAGAGCAACAGUGUAGAUGAAGCAAUGAAUGAGUCCAGCAGUUUUGAUGGUGCUAGAACCUCUUCGAGCCUCAGCAAGUUCCAUUCUGGGGGCAAAAUAUCUGAAAGUGAGUCCAGAAUGGGUCUUCAUCUUGGUUUGUCAGUGGGCUCCUUUUUGUCGGUUACUGGAGAUGUGAAGCAGCAGAAUCCUGCAGAAGGGUCUUCAUCAAAAGCUUCAGCUGAUAGAACUGCACCUGAUAUGAAUGCCGAUGCUGUCAGAAAUAUUUCCAUAAAGAGAAAGCACACUGAUUGCAGUGAUGUUUAUAUUGCUGCUGAUGCUGAUGAUACCAAAGCAAAUAAUGAGAAUGAAGCUUUGCCUAAGAAACCUAGAGCAGAGAGAAAGAUUGAAAUGAAAUCCAAGGACCAGGAGAAUACAUCUGUUCCAACUGAUUCACCAAACUGCCAUGCCUUAAAAUGUUAUCCUAAAAAGGAAGAUGUCGCUUGUGAUAUAAUGAGUAUAGUGAAAGGGACAGCUCGUAAACCUUCUAAAAGAUUUGUAAACAAACAACCCGCUGAUAAAUCUUCAAAAGAAGAAGAAAAUACUGCUGGCUUGAGAGUUAAAAAAAUCAUGAGGAGAGCUGCUGAGGAUAAGGAGUCAUCCAUUGUUGUUCAAGAAUUAAGAAAAGAGAUAAGAGAAGCUGUUCGUAACAAAUCUACAAAAGACCUGGGGCAAAACCUUUUUGACCCAAAACUUCUGGCCGCAUUUAGAGCUGCUGUUGCCAGACCAAAAACUGAGACUCCUAAAAGAUUAUCAUCAACAGCUGUAAAGACAAAAAAGGCCAUACUGCAGAAAGGUAAAGUACGUGACAAUUUAACUAAGAAAAUUUAUGGGGAUUCAAAUGGAAGACGAAGACGUGCAUGGGACAGAGACUGUGAAGUUGAAUUUUGGAAGUACCGCUGCAUGAGAGCUACAAAACCUGAAAAGAUUGAAACUUUGAAGUCAGUUCUUAACCUCCUAAGAAAGAACUCAGAGGGCCCAGAGAUGAAGACAGCAGUUGAUUGUGAGGCUUCAAAUCCUAUUCUUUCAAGAUUAUAUUUGGCAGAUACUUCUGUUUUCCCAAGAAAGCAUGAUAUAAAGCCUCUUGCUGUUCUUCAAGUGACUGAUAACUCAAAAGAGGACACAGAACAAAUUAUUUCAGCGGAAGUGACUUUGAAUUCAUCUCAUGACAACAAUAUGAAAGUUACUGAAAUUAGUUCAUCAAAGGUUGGUGAUGUUAAUGGGAGAAGUCCUAAUGUUACCUGUUCCAAAGGUGUUACUGCUUCUGGUAAAGUAGAUUCAAACAAACUACGAGAAGGACAUUCAGUUUCAUCAUCCAGUGAUGCUAAGGUUAGCUCCCAGAAGGAAAAGAUUCUGAAGUCUGAUGAUGCAAAUAAAGAUAAAAGGAAAUGGGCCUUGGAGGUGCUUGCCAGAAAAAAAGCUUUAGCAGGCAAUAAUAUAACCCAUGAAAAGCCAGAAGACAAUGCUGUACUGAAAGGAAACUAUCCCUUAUUGGCUCAACUACCAGUAGACAUGAGACCAGUAUUGGCACCUAGUCACCAUAAGAAAAUCCCCGUGUCUGUUAGACAGACACAGCUCUACAGACUGACAGAGCACUUCUUAAGAAAAGCAAACUUGCCAGUUAUUUGCAGAACUGCUGUUACCGAGUUGGCUGUUGCAGAUGCUGUAAAUAUUGAAAAGCAGGUAGCGGAUAGGUCAAACAGCAAACUAGUAUAUUUAAAUUUAUGUUCACAGGAGAUAUCACAUCAUUCAGAUAAUGGACGUACUAGUGCCACAGAGUUGGACUCUUCACCCCCUUCAGAGGUUUCUUCUGAUAGGUUAGAACAAACUGCUGAUGAAUCUUCAACUGAUCCUACAGUAGUUGAAGCAUUGAGGACUGCAGGCCUUUUGUCUGAUUCACCUCCAAAUAGUCCAUGUCAGAAGGUUGAGGUAUCAGAUGUUGAUGAUUCCUUCUGUUCCGCCAGAGUGGAAGGGCCUGAUAACAUAUUUGAGAUGGAUUCACAUCCAGAUGUCGAUAUUUAUGGUGAUUUUGAAUAUGAUUUGGAAGAUGAAGACUACAUUGGUUCCACUGCAAAAUUGAAUAAGCUGCCAGAAGAAAGUGGCUCAAAAAUGAAAGUAGUUUUCUCCACUCUUAACUCUGAAAGAUCCUCAGAAAUUAUCGGGACAUUGGGAAGUGUUGAGGUACCUAGUGAUUCUCCUUGCUUGCAGCCGGGUCAUGCUGAUACUGAGAUCAGAAGCUCAACUGUCGAUGGUGGGACAGAUAAGUCCUGUGUGUCUUUCCAAUCUAAAGCUGUUGAAGAAGGUGAGGAGCUUUCUCUGGCAGAAUGUGAAGAACUAUAUGGCCCUGAUAAGGAACCACUUGUAAAUAAAUUUCCAGAAGGAGAAUCUUCACAGCUAUAUUGUUUGGUCAAUGCAGCAGUACAUGCUGGGAAACGAGUUCCUGAAAACAAUGACAAUGAUAUACCAAACCAACUAGUAAAGGUAUCGAAACUUGGAAGUGAGAGUGCUGCGGCCAAUGUAACUGUUGCCACCAAUUGUCAUAACACUGUAGGUGAGGAAAAUUUGUCAGAUGAGAUUCAAACCAGUGAAAAUACCCGCAGGAAGGAAAAGAAGCUAAGUGUUGAUACUAACAAGCAAUCUGUUGUAAUUAACUCUAUAUCCAAAAAGGUGGAAGCUUACAUCAAAGAACAUCUCAGGCCACUGUGCAAAAGUGGUGUGAUUACAGCAGAACAGUACAGGUGGGCUGUGGCAAAAACUACUGACAAGGUUAUGAAAUAUCAUUCAAAUGCCAAGAAUGCAAAUUUCCUGAUUAAAGAGGGUGAGAAGGUGAAGAAACUUGCAGAACAAUAUGUGGAAACUGCACAGCAGAAGAGCGAUCUUGUAUGAUCAGUCAUUUGAAGAAAAAAAAAUGAUGUUUGAACCUACCUUCAUGUUAAGAGGAGCGAUGGUAUAUCAUAAGGUAAAGUAGUUUUCCUGUCAGGAAUCCAACAAAUCUAAUGCUCAGCUUGUUCUUCCUUCCCCUAUUUAUUGCUGGUUAGGGGAUUUAUACCGAAUGCAUCCUUAAAGCUUACAUUGUAAAAGGUGGCACUUCAAACUCGCACCAGGAAUAAUUAUAUGGUUUAAGUCCUUACAAAGCAAGAUAUGUAUUAAGCGGCAUGAAUUUUGCCAACAGAAACUAAAGAGAGUGUAAAUUUGUCACAGAAACUUCAAAGAGAAUACAAUAUGAUUAAACUUUUUUGUAGA
This is a messenger RNA of Carica papaya (papaya), 3421 nucleotides long. The record is from RefSeq and is a predicted model, not a curated record. Lineage: Eukaryota; Viridiplantae; Streptophyta; Magnoliopsida; Brassicales; Caricaceae.